Messenger RNA from Oldenlandia corymbosa var. corymbosa, 612 nucleotides. NCBI's taxonomy places the organism in Eukaryota, Viridiplantae, Streptophyta, Magnoliopsida, Gentianales, Rubiaceae. The record is from the annotation of a GenBank genome assembly.
AUGGCGGCGGCAGUUGCGGGUGAAAAGGUUCUCCUCCCGCCAGAUGCGGCUUCAACAAGUAAGCUGCUCGAUGGUUGGUUUGGGAGUUGGAAUUGGAAUAUUUGGGGCGGCGGCAACCCCUCCGGCUGCGGAUGCAGCAACCCGCCUCCCACCGGCGGCUGCGGAUGCAACAAUGUUAAUCCUCCAGUAGUUCCAACUCAGCCACUGUGCAGCCCCCCACCGCCAUCACCGGCGGUUCCACUUCCCUCGCCACCCCCGCCGGAGCUUCCUCCACCAGUGCCGGUAUGCAGCACCUGCAACCCCCCAUCGCCGCCGGCACCGGAGCUUCCUCCACCCGUGCCCCUCCCGUCGCCGGAGCUUCCGCCUCCGACUCCACCGCCACCGCCGAGUUGCAUGGCGACGCUGGGUGGUUCAUGCACAAGCGAUGCUCAGUGUUGCGGAAACCGGUGUCAAAGGGUUUAUAGGACUACCGGACAGAUUCUGGUGCCUUCUCGUUGUUGCAUCUGGCAAGGUGGGGAUUGUAGCCAGACACCUUCAAAUUGUUGCCACGUCACAGUAUCACGCGGCGAUGUUCGACCUGGAGUUUGUAAAUCAGGAAUAUGUUCCUACUGA